Molecule: messenger RNA, 1051 nt
Organism: Raphanus sativus (radish)
Lineage: Eukaryota; Viridiplantae; Streptophyta; Magnoliopsida; Brassicales; Brassicaceae
Product: UPF0235 protein At5g63440
Exons: 7
Coding region: 82-780 (232 amino acids)
Source: RefSeq, a predicted model, not a curated record
UAUUACAGUGAGGAGAGAGAGAGAGAGAGAGAGAGAGAGAGAGAGAGAGAGAGAGAGAGAGUUUCUUCGAUUCGACGAGAGAUGCCGAAGAGAACGACGCAUACGUACUCGAGCGAGGACGCGGCGCCGGAAGGACCCGACUCCGAUCUCUUCGUCUACUACUGCAAGCACUGUGGUUCUCAUGUCCUCAUCACUGAUACUCAAUUGCAGAAGAUGCCGAAGAGGAAGACCGACAGAUCCAGUGUGCUGGACAAGAAGAAGCACCUUGCUAGGUUGAAUGUCAGCGAGGGAGGCAAAGUUUUAUUAAAACGCGGGGAAGGGAAACUGGAGAGACAGUUUAGAAUGAACUGUAUUGGUUGUGAGCUUUUUGUUUGUUAUCGCGCUGAAGAGAGUCUGGAAACAGCCUCCUUCGUUUACAUUGUUGAUGGUGCACUUAGCGCUGUUGCUGCAGAAACUAACCCGCAGGAUGCACCGGUACCUCCCUGCAUUUCACAGCUCGACGGUGGACUUGUUCAGGUUGCUAUAGAAGUGGAAGACCGUGCGCAACGUUCAGCAAUCACGAGAGUAAACGCUGAUGAUGUUCGUGUUACUAUUGCCGCACCAGCAGCUCGUGGGGAAGCUAACAACGAGCUUCUGGAAUUCAUGGGAAGGGUACUUGGUUUAAGGUUGAGCCAGAUGACUCUCCAAAGAGGCUGGAAUAGCAAAUCGAAACUCCUCGUGGUCGAGGAUUUAUCUGCCAGACAGGUGUAUGAGAAGCUUCUUGAGGCCGUUGUACCAUAAAUUCUGAGGUCCGUGCAUGUUGGUGAAAGACAUUAACCGAGAACUCUGCAAUCAGUCAAUCACCCUGUAAUUGGUUUAUCUCAGAGACGAAAGAGUUUUAAUAUUUUGCUUGGGAAGAUAUAGACAAAAUUGCUUUCUUAUAUCUCUGUUUUCAUGCUUCCAAACCACUACUCUUUUUAUACGAUCCCCCAUUAUUAUAGUCUCUGUAUCUAAUACAUUCAAAAGUGUCGUCUUUUGAACUAGAAUUUAAAAAUCACAUUUACAGUUGUCA